CAGAAAUGGCGGCUCCGCUCGGUUCCCGCUGAGGACGGUGAAGCCGGCGAGGGGCCGUGCUGCCGCCGCGUGCAGCACUGCUCCUGCCGCCCGCCAUCAGUCUUCCCGCGCUGCCUUCCUGUCUCGGCCCUGCUUUUGCUGGUCCUGUUCCGGGCUCGCGAGCGUGCCGGCCGGCUAGUCUUCCCGGGCCCGGCUCGGCUCCGCCGGCCGUGACUUGCCUGCCCGGCGGGCAGGACCGCCUUCCUCGGCUCUCCCGGGAGCGGCAGGCGAGGCGUGGGCCCUGUCCCCUGGCUGGACCAUGGUGAACACCCGGAAGAGCUCUCUGCGCCUUCUCGGGUCCAAGUCUCCUGGGCCCGGGCCUGGUCCUGGGGCAGGAGCCGAGCCUGGGGCGACCGGAGGCAGCAGCCAUUUCAUCUCCUCUCGGACCCGCUCCUCCAAGACCCGCGCGGCCAGCUGCCCCGCCGCCAAGGCCGGGGGAAGCAGCGGCGGCGCCGCUCUGGACGAGGCCCGGAAAGCUGAAGUUGAUGGUAGUUUAAGUGAUAGCCACAUAUCCCCUCCAGCCAAACGCACUUUGAAGCAACCUGAUUCUGUUUGCAAAGACAAAUCAAAAUCACGAAGUACUGGUCAGCGAGAGGAAUGGAACAUAUCAACUGGUCAGGCCAGGUUAACUUCUCAACCUGGUGCUACAUUACCAAAUGGACAUAGUACCUUAUCCCUUCGCAGCCAUCCUCUUCGAGGAGAAAAGAAGGGAGAUGGAGAUCUUUCAUGUAUAAAUGGUGACAUGGAAGUCAGAAAAAGUUGUCGUUCAAGGAAAAACAGAUUUGAAAGUGUGAACCAGAGUUUAUUAUUUGAUCAAUUAGUAAAUAGUACUGCUGAAGCUGUGUUACAAGAAAUGGACAAUAUUAACAUUCGGCGGAAUCGUCGAUCAGGAGAAGUAGAGCGACUGCGAAUGUGGACAGAUACAGAAUUUGAAAACAUGGAUAUGUAUUCAAGAGUGAAAAGGCGACGAAAAUCUCUGAGAAGAAAUAGUUAUGGGAUACAGAAUCAUCAUGAAGUAUCUACUGAGGGUGAAGAAGAAGAAUCUCAAGAGGAGGAUGGAGAUAUAGAAGCUGAAGAGGCAGAAGGAGAAGAAAAUGAUAGACCAUAUAAUUUGAGACAAAGAAAAACAGUGGAUCGAUACCAAGCACCCCCAAUAGUACCAGCUCAUCAAAAAAAGAGGGAAAACACCUUGUUUGAUAUUCACAGAUCUCCUGCAAGAAGAAGCCAUAUCAGAAGGAAGAAGCAUGCCAUCCACAGCAGUGACACAACUUCUUCUGAUGAAGAGCGCUUUGAGAGAAGGAAGUCAAAGAGCAUGGCAAGAGCAAGAAACAGAUGUUUACCUAUGAACUUCAGAGCAGAAGAUUUAGCAAGUGGUAUUCUCCGAGAAAGGGUUAAAGUGGGUGCAAGCUUGGCUGAUGUUGACCCAAUGAACAUUGAUAAAUCCGUGCGGUUUGAUAGCAUUGGUGGAUUGAGCCAUCAUAUUCAUGCACUUAAGGAGAUGGUAGUAUUUCCUCUUUUAUAUCCAGAAAUUUUUGAAAAAUUUAAAAUUCAGCCUCCAAGGGGCUGUUUAUUUUAUGGCCCUCCUGGCACAGGUAAAACCUUGGUUGCCAGAGCAUUAGCUAAUGAAUGCAGUCAAGGAGACAAAAAGGUGGCCUUUUUUAUGCGAAAAGGAGCAGAUUGUUUGAGCAAGUGGGUUGGUGAGUCUGAAAGGCAACUUAGGCUUCUUUUUGAUCAGGCUUAUUUGAUGAGACCUUCCAUAAUAUUUUUUGAUGAAAUAGAUGGAUUAGCUCCAGUUCGCUCUAGUAGGCAAGAUCAAAUCCACAGCUCUAUAGUAUCAACUCUCCUUGCGCUUAUGGAUGGAUUAGAUAAUAGAGGUGAAAUUGUUGUCAUUGGUGCUACAAACAGACUUGAUUCUAUAGAUCCUGCCCUUAGGAGACCUGGUCGUUUUGACAGAGAAUUCCUUUUCAACCUUCCUGAUCAAAGGGCAAGAAAACAUAUCUUACAAAUCCAUACUAGGGACUGGAAUCCAAAAUUGUCAGAUGCUUUUUUAGGAGAACUGGCUGAAAAAUGUGUUGGCUACUGUGGAGCUGAUAUCAAGGCUCUGUGUACUGAAGCUGCCCUGAUUGCCCUUCGGAGGCGUUAUCCCCAGAUCUAUGCUAGCAGUCAUAAACUGCAGCUGGACGUCUCCUCAAUAGUGCUCAGUGCCCAAGAUUUUUACCAUGCAAUGCAGAAUAUUGUGCCUGCUUCUCAACGUGCUGUGAUGUCUUCAGGACAUGCACUUUCCCCCAUCAUAAGGCCACUGCUAGAAAGAAGCUUCAACAACAUCUUAGCUGUCCUGCAAAAAGUGUUUCCUCAUGCUGAAAUAAGCCAGAGUGACAAGAAAGAAGAUAUAGAAACCCUAAUUUUAGAUGACAGUGAAGAUGAGAAUGCUUUAUCAAUUUUUGAGACAAGUUGUCACUCAGGAUCACCAAAGAAACAGUCAUCAGCUGCUGCUAUACCUAAACCUUACCUUCAUUUUACAAUGUCACCAUAUCAUCAGCCCACCUCUUACAGGCCACGGUUGUUGCUCUCUGGUGAAAGAGGUUCAGGUCAGACUUCUCACCUCGCUCCAGCACUUUUGCAUACUCUGGAAAGAUUUUCUGUGCACCGUCUUGAUUUGCCAGCACUUUACUCAGUUAGUGCCAAGACACCUGAAGAAUCAUGUGCACAGAUAUUCCGAGAAGCUCGAAGAACAGUACCUAGUAUUGUUUACAUGCCUCACAUUGGUGAUUGGUGGGAAGCUGUCAGUGAAACUGUGAGAGCAACUUUUCUGACAUUGCUACAAGAUAUACCAUCAUUUUCUCCUAUAUUUUUAUUGUCUACCUCUGAAACUAUGUACAGUGAAUUACCUGAAGAGGUUAAAUGUAUCUUUAGAAUACAGUAUGAAGAGGUCUUAUAUAUUCAAAGGCCUAUUGAAGAAGACAGAAGAAAAUUUUUCCAAGAAUUGAUUCUCAAUCAGGCAGCAGUGGCACCACCACGAAGGAAACAUGCUGCUCUUUGUGCUAUGGAAGUGCUUCCUCUUGCACUACCUUCUCCUCCUCGUCAAUUAUCAGAAUCAGAAAAACAUCGAAUGGAGGAUCAGGAAGAAAACACUUUAAGGGAAUUGCGGUUGUUUCUCAGGGAUGUAACCAAGAGGCUGGCCACAGAUAAACGCUUUAACAUCUUCAGCAAACCGGUGGAUAUUGAAGAGGUUUCAGAUUACCUUGAAGUCAUCAAAGAACCUAUGGAUUUAUCAACAAUAAUAACUAAAAUUGAUAAACAUAAUUACUUAACUGCUAAAGAUUUCCUGCAAGAUAUUGACCUCAUCUGUAGCAAUGCUUUAGAAUACAAUCCAGAUAAGGACCCUGGAGAUAGAAUAAUUAGGCACAGAGCUUGUACCCUGAAAGACACUGCACAUGCCAUUAUUGCAGCUGAAUUGGAUCCAGAAUUUAAUAAACUCUGUGAAGAAAUAAAAGAAGCUAGAAUAAAAAGAGGCUUAUCAGUAACAGCAGAACAAAUAGUUCCUCAUGGUCCUGGAGCUCGGAAGACUGAAACUAGAGUUGAAGAAGCAUUUCGACACAAACAAAGAAAUCCAAUGGAUGUGUGGCACAAUUCUGCAAAUAAGUGUGCAUUUCGAGUUCGGAGAAAAUCAAGGCGACGAUCACAGUGGGGUAAAGGAAUUAUUAAGAAAAGGAAAGUCAAUAAUUUAAAAAAAGAUGAUGAGGAUACCAAAUUUGCAGACUAUGAGAACCAUACGGAAGACAGAAAAUUGUUGGAGAAUGGAGAGUUUGAGGUGAGCACUGACUGCCAUGAGGAAAAUGGAGAAGAGACUGGAGACUUAUCAAUGACCAAUGACGAAUCUUCAUGUGACAUCAUGGACUUGGAUCAGGGGCAGAGGCUGAACAGUGGAGCAGGUACAAAAGAGAACUUUGCAUCUACCGAAGAGGAAAGUUCAAAUGAAUCUCUGCUUGUCCACAGCAGCAGUUCCCUCAAUCAAGAGCAGACAUCUAGAAAAGAGCCUUUUCUUAAAGGCAACUGUGUAAAUGGUGAGGUCUCCACUGACAGUUUUGAAGGAAUUCCAGUUCUGGAGUGUCAGAAUGGCAAGGUUGAAGUAGUUCCUCUUUCUGGUAGUGGAGAGAAAGCUAAUUCUGAACAAAAGAUUCUCCUGGAGGAACAUUCAAAAGAAAAAUCAGAAACUUCAAAUGAACAUCAUGGAGGAGACCUUGAGAAACUAGCAGCACUGGAUUGUAGCAUUAAUGAGAAGCUAGAACCUGGGCCAGAGGUGGAAACCAAAGAUGGAGAACUGGAUAAAGAAGGUGCUUCAAAAGUAAAGAAAUACCGUAAAUUAAUUUUAGAGCAGACAAAAACAACAAACCUGGAACUGGUCCCAGAAGAGCCAUCUGAACCUGAGCCACCCCUAAUAGUUGACCACGAGAGACUGAAGAAUUUGCUUGAUUUGUUGGUAGAUAAAAGCAACAAUCUGGCAGUUGAUCAACUUGAGAGGUUAUAUUCUCUUCUUAGUCAGUGCAUCUACCGUCAUCGUAAAGAUUAUGACAAAUCACAGCUUGUAGAGGAGAUGGAAAGAACAGUUCAUAUGUUUGAGACAUUCCUAUGAACUUCUCUCUAAUCUGCUCCUAACAGAGCAGUCUUCUGAGCCAUUCACUUUCAAAUUGCACCAAUUAUGUGCAGAGCCUUGGUGUAAAGUGCUCGCUCAUUCAUUCUUUCUGUUCAAUUUGGUGCUAUUGUCUCAGGUACCUGAAACCAACCAGCCUACAAGAACCAAACAAAACUUCAGAAACAUGUUGUAUUUCCACAAAUAAAAAAUACAACCCCACAGCUUGGAGAUUUUGGUGCUACAGAAACUGCUUUCGUUAUGCUCCUCUUUUGUGCACUCUCUCUGGGAGAUUCUCUCUUAGGGAGCAGACCAGCAAACAGGAGGAAACUGGAUGGGGCAGUUCUAACUUUGUUGGAUUGUUGAAACAGUGGGCAACCUAUUUUUUUUUUUUUUACUUUUUUAUUUUUAUUUUUUUGUGUGUGUGUUUGUGUGUGUGUAUUCCUUCUUUUUGUCCCUUUGAUCCAAUUUCCCUCCUUUGGGUAAUGGACUGAAAACCUCUUUUAGAGUUGGCUAUGGUAUAUUCUGGUGGGAAACUGGGUAAAAUUAGGCUCUUUAGAACUGCCUUUGAUGUGCCUUUUUAUUCAUUUGAGAAAGAUGAGGCUAAAUGGAUGGGCUUCUUUGCAGCAAAUAAAUUAGAAUGUUUUCUUUGGUCACAACCUUGAAAAUAAAUUUUGAUAGUCAUUAAGAGACAGCCAGUAUUCUGGUAUUAAAUGCCUGUCUAUUCUCAAAACAAUCAAGAUACUCAGUAAGCCACAUAAUAUACUGAGGUGGCAAGGUUUCCUGUACUCAUUGUUUCUGUUUAAGAAACAUGUACUAAAACACAGUCCACAGAAAACCCAUGUACUUUUUCCAUAUUGUUGAUACUAACUAGAAAAGAAAUGGUGGCCAUUCUUCUGUCAGAGGCAGUUGAAUAGUUACUCAUGUUUGAGUUACCAGAGAAAAAUGGUUUUCAAGUGUAGUAGGUUGUUAUUGUUUUGUUUGGAGCCAGGACUUGCCACAUGGACAGAAAGAGAAGAAUUUGUCAGAAACUGUAAAAUUCAUUUUCUGUAUUUGCAAGUGAGCUCUGGUAUGUCCUUGAAUAACAGUAUUAACAUUUAAAUCCUUUCCCAUAAACUUACCUUCACAACUCUUCAUUUUGAUUGGAGCCCAUUUUGGAUCUUGUUUAGUGAUUUUUGUGAAUUGUAUUUACCUGAAAUUAAUUAUGGGUUACAAAUUUUACAAAAACUUUCUACAAAUUUGGAAACACUGUCGAGGCAGUAGCAAAGAGGCAAAGGGAGUGCAGUGACAUUUUUUAUCAGAUAAUUUUUAAACAAAAUAUAGAAAAUUUUGCAGACAAGCUGGCUUGCUAUCUUUAUUUAUUACAGCCGUUAACUGCAGGUGUGUCUUUCCAAUAUAUGCAACACAUGUAGUUUUAGUUUUAAUUAGGGCACAUGGUCUUGGACUGCUGCAGAGAUACUAAGCUACCUCAGCUUUUUGUGUUUUAGUUACCAACAGUGUUUACAGGGUCCUGUAAUCACUUUGUCACCGUUUACAUGCUGUAGCUAAGGUACUUGUCUCUUGUCUCUGGCUGCUUGUGGUGUGCACACAGCAUGCUCUGGCCAGGACACUGCAGUGAUCCUAAGUGUGGCUUUGUAUUGACCUUUACAUUUGCACCUUGUAAUUCUGCUUCUUUGUGUUAUUUCAUGUCACUUCUUUUCUUUCUGCCUAGUCUAGGAAAGUUUCAUACAAUUUAGUUAUCAUAUAAAUCAAAAUACUACCCAUGUAGACACACUGUAUUUUUAAGGUGGACAAGUGUAAUUAACGAUGAACUGUUUUAAAGGGGAGGUGAUUUGAAACCUCCAAUUUGAUUAUUCGGAGGAUUUUCAUGCUUUCUUUAGUAUUUAUUACCAUCAUACCAGUGCAAACUAUUUUACUGUCUAAUACAUUAGCAUUUUGUAUUUUGAUGGAAAUUGUUACAGAAUUUAAAGAUUUGAUGAAAAAAAGAUGUAGCAGAUUUUUUGUAGCAAGUUUCUGGUUAAAGGGUUUUUGCAAGUCUCAGGUUCUUGCUGCACUAUUUUCUUUUUUUACUAUUUAUUCCAGUUACUCGAAUUGAAGCAUUCUGUUCAAGUAACAGCAGCACUUAGGAAAGGAAGGAAACCGCACAUGUUCUUAGUAGGUUUCUAAAUUUGUACAAGUUAAUUAAGACUUUAGCCAUUGGUGAGUUUGACAAGGGAAAUUUAUUUAUGAAUGGACAGCAUUAAAAUGCUUCCAGAAGAUAAAAGUUUUUGUUUUUGUUUGUCCUUGAUGGAGAUGGAGAAAUCAGAGGCAACCUCCGUGUAGGAACUGCCACUUUGAACAGUUUAGGUCUUAACGAGAAAGCCAGUCUCAUGCCAAUGGGGGGAAAAGCUGAAAUUAUGCCAACUCUUCAGGUCCCUUUCCCCCUAAAAGAGAAACACAUUAUGCCAGUUUUGUUUAUUUUACAGAUACCUGGUGGUUCUACAGAUAAACGCAGCUUGUGUAAUUAUCCAAGUCGACUCGUUUUUGUUUACUUUUCUGUAAAGUUCCUAUUUUUGCUGUAUAGCAUUGGCAAAAAUAUGUACAAAUUGACCUCUGUUCUUCCUAUGUGAGCAUUAUAAAUGAUAAGCUCCUGUGUAAAACCUUGCUCUCAGAUCAGUAUGUGUCACAGCCCAGCCCAGCAAUAGUCACGCUCAGCUGUGGGGACCCUGGGAGCUUUUUGAAGAUGAUGGAACCACAUUAUGGUUGAAACUGAUGGCUGUGGAGUUAAUUGUGUUUUUGAGCUUGAAUCUUUCCUGUGAUUAAUUUUUUAAUGUCCCUUUAUGACUUGAUUUUUCUCUUAUGCCAAUGUAUUUGUAGGUUUACUGAAUUUUAUUUUUAGGAAGUGGGUUGGUAAUUUCUUCCCUUUUUUGAUUAAGUUGGUUCAGCUAUGGUGCUAUUCAGUAGGUCUCUUCAGUGUCAGGUCCCGUAGCUGAAUGCCAUUGUUACUAUAAUUAUUAUUUGUAAUCAUACUGUAAGCUUGAAUUUGGGCUUAAACCUGCAUCUUUUGUAUUUUGUACAUUUGGUUACAUAGACUUGGGAGUCCAAUUUGGUUUCAGUCAUGUAUGUCUACUUUGUAGAUAAAGUAGACUUCAUCAACUAUGGUCUGUUUUUGGGUUUGUAGUUUAAUUUAGAAUUGUGUUAAAUUGAUGUUUUGCAUUUGACUUCAUUUUACAUUAGUUUGGAAUAAAUUAUUUAAUUUUUAAA
Messenger RNA from Jaculus jaculus (lesser Egyptian jerboa), 7912 nucleotides. RefSeq names its product ATPase family AAA domain containing 2B (gene Atad2b). Gene Ontology annotation, biological process: positive regulation of transcription by RNA polymerase II. Lineage: Eukaryota; Metazoa; Chordata; Mammalia; Rodentia; Dipodidae. Gene Ontology annotation, cellular component: nucleus. Bases 299 to 4672 code for a protein of 1457 amino acids. Gene Ontology annotation, molecular function: histone binding; ATP binding; chromatin binding. The transcript is spliced from 28 exons. The record is from RefSeq and is a predicted model, not a curated record.